GUUUUCCAAGACCAACCAGCAGUGGGUCCCUGGCAUCGUUCGUGAGAUUUGGCCAGAUGGUUCUGUGCAUGUCCAAUACGAGCAGGCGCAGCACUUGUACAAAGUCCUGGCUCCGGAGCUGCAAGACUCCAUGCUGCGGGCUUCCAGCAACCAAGUUGUGGAAGCCGAGACGCAGGAGGAAGGCAGAGACUCCAGGGUGGCUGCGCUCGUCGAAGAGGCAGAGCGACUUAAGGCAACCAUAGCAAAGCAGCAGAAAGAGAUCAGUGCACUACAGCAAGAGCAGAGGCAGCAGCCACAGCCCUCUGAACCUGCGCAUCCGCCUGCGCAGUCGCGGCAGGUGCAGUCAAAGACAAGCGAGCAGCCCCGGCCGCAGCAAGCAGAGCAAAGGAAGAAGCAGACAUCAAAGCAAACCGAGCACCCAAAGGAGCAGAAUCUCCACGCAGCACAGGACGAGAACUGGACCUGCGCAGUGUGUACUUUUGAGAAUGUCGAGCCCCUUAUGGAGUGCGAGAUGUGUGGUGUGCAGCGUGCCUGCGCCAGUUCACCGCGAAGGAAGCGGCAGAAGAAGGGUCCACCGCCUGGCGUCCUGGAAGUGGAUGCUGCGUGGCAAGGCCUUAUGCGAUAUCAGGCUGUGCUGCAUGAGGAUCUUCCGAACCUGGCCCAGGAGGUUGCCAAGGUAGCCCCAGGUCCUGCGGAGUUUCUGCGGUGUGCCACCGCAGUGAUCGAGCCUGGGAUUGGUUCAGGCUCUGCGUCGCAGGUGCAGGGCCCCGAGGAUGAAGCAAUGAUCGACAUCCCGAUUCCCGAAUGCCUGUCUGCAGGCCCAGCUGGGCAGACGCUACGGUUGCCGCAGACGCUUCACGACCGAUUGUGCCCCUACCAGCGGGAAGGUGUGGCCUGGAUGUGGCAUUUGCAUGGUCGCAGGCACGGGGGCGUGCUAGCGGAUGAGAUGGGCUUGGGCAAAACAGUGCAGGCCCUGCAGUCUGAUCAAUGGGCGCAGGAACUGAAGAAGUGGUGCCCUGGCUGUCCGGUCUUCAUCUAUCACGGCUCGCCUACCCAUCGAGCGCGAGCACUUCGAGCAGUGUCGCGUGCGCGGGGCGGCGUGCUGCUUACCUCCUACGCCAUCAUCAAGAAUGAAGACGAAAAGCUGGCCAUGGUGGACCUGGCAGAGGAUGCUGACGGCACCUGGCUGCGAAAGUCAGAUCGACAGCCUUCGACGGGGAAACGGCAACGAGGAGGUUUGCGUGGCGCAGCUUGGAUGAAGCCCUGGGACCUUGUGAUUUGUGAUGAAGCGCACGUUAUGCGCACGAUUUCGACACUGCUUGGCAAAGCCGUCCGGCGGCUGAAGGCAGACUGCCGUGUCCUCUUGACCGGCACCCCUGUUCAAAACGCCUUGCAAGAUCUCUGGGCUCUGAUGGACUUCGCCCAGCCCGGGCUCUUGGGCAACCAUGCCACCUUCACCAAGCGCUUCAAUGACCCAAUUGAGAAGGGCAGCGUGCGGGAUGCUUCGCCCUCUGCGGUAGCGCUGAAGAAGCAUCUCUGUGAACAGCUCUGGGAGCUCGUGAGGCCACAUCUUCUGCGACGAACAAAGGAUCGCGUUGGCCUGAUGGACAAUGGCGCCCCGCACAGCGCACGUGAUGUGCAGGGCAGCACAGAAGCCAUGGCAUCUGCACUGACGAAGCCUUUGCCAGCGCGGACAGAGUUCGUUGUAUGGUUGGUGCCCACCAAGGACCAGGUUCGCAUUUAUCAGAAGGCCCUUGAGACAAGUGAAAUCAUCCACGAAGCAAACAGCAAAAGCAAGCUGGGAGUCGAAGUCUUCCGAGCCAUCGGCCUUUUGAAGCGGCUAUGCAACCAUCCCAGCCUGGCACUGCCCUCGCAUGACGCCUGGCAUCGAGCUGUGGCCACUGCAGGGGAGGCCAGGAGGAUUGGGAAGAUGCAGGCUGCAGAUAAAUGGGGCAUGUUUCUUGAGGACGCAGAGCCUGGAAAGGCGGUGGAGCGUAUGCUCAGGAACCUCAAAGGGGAUGUGAACGCGAUGGUCACGCAGAGUGCCAAGCUGAAGUGCCUCGCUUCUCUGUUGCCGGCAUUGGAGUCCCGUGGGCAUCGGACGCUGAUCUUCUCGCAGGGCAUUCGCAUGAUGGAUUUGGUAGAGAUCUGCAUCUUGCGAAAGCAGAAGAUCAAAUACCUGCGCAUUGACGGACAGACCGAGAUUGUGGCGCGGAAUGAGCGGGUGCGGCUCUUUCAGACUGAGCCGCAGUCCUACAGUUGCAUGCUGCUGACAACGAAGGUCGGCGGCUUCGGCUUGAACCUGACCUCUGCAGAUCGCAUCAUCAUCCUGGACCCUGCCUGGAAUCCUGCGGUCGACAUGCAAGCUGUGGAUCGGGCCCACCGGAUCGGACAAGAGCGAGAGGUGAGGACCUACCGGUUGGUCAUGAGUGGCCUCAUUGAAGACAAGAUGUUCCGCCUGCAGGUCUUCAAGAUGGGCCUGACAAAAACAGCCCUCGAGACCAAGCAGCAGCAGCGGUAUUUCACCGCCGAGGAGAUCCAUGGGCUCUUUGAAUGGACGGAUCCUGCGCACGGCGAGACGCGUGCACUACUGCGGCAUCAGCAUGGCAUCGAAGAUCCGUGGCUGUAUAACAUUGUACAACCUCUCUGCAAGCUUGCCGCCGCAAAGCAUUUACCUUUCCAGCAGUACUGGGCCAUUGUGAGCUGCUCAGUAUUUUUUGCGGCAGCCUGCCGCUUGAAGGUAGUGUCGACAAGACACGAUGGCAGGUGUGGGAGUUGUAACAAUCUUUGA
This is a messenger RNA of Symbiodinium pilosum, 2791 nucleotides long. NCBI's taxonomy places the organism in Eukaryota, Dinophyceae, Suessiales, Symbiodiniaceae. The record is from the annotation of a GenBank genome assembly.